AUGGUUAAAUCAAGCGAACGAUCGCGUUGUAGAGAAGAAGAAAAGUUAGAGAGAAGGAUUAGAUUGGAAAUAGCUGAGAGGAAGGGAGGUCAGGGAGCAGACAAGGAUCGAAGGGAGAAGAAACCCAGUGAGGUGCCAGGGGCGGAGGAGCAGAGGAGGAGGGAGAAGGCGGGGGUUGAGAGCAUGAAUGGGGACUCCGAACGUGAUAUUCGUGCAUUAACAGCUGUGAAUGUCGCCAUGCUCCGCCUCUUCUUCCUCACGCUUCUCCUCCUUCCAUGGUACAUGGAAGCGACGCAGUACGAGGACGAAAUAGUUCAAGAGGACUCGAGCAUACGAGCUCGAUGCCUUCAGUUCAUGGGGAGGGUCAACGGGGCAGGGAGAAAGACAUGGCGGCGCGAGUUGGCGCGUUCGCUGGGAAAGUUAGCAUGGGGGAUGCCGGAUUGCGACGUUGACAGGAAACUCAAGGAAGAGAAGAGCGGAGGAUGUGACAAUGUCUCUUCCUCCCUUGCGAGCUUCGCCUUCAAGCCUCUGGUCAUACAUACCGUAAACAACGCCAUGGACUGGCAGCACUUCUCCGUCGACUCUGUGCUUACCUGCAAGGAUUCCUGCAUCUGGGCGGGGCGGCCCCUGCGAGCAGCGGACGUUCUUGUCUUCGACUGCCUGACGACUCCGACGAGGGAGAUGCGAGAGAGGAACCCGCGAGCCGUCUGGUUGUUCCUCUGCAUGGAGUCAGAGUUCCAUGUCAGGAGGAUGAAGGACCCUCAGUUCAUGUCGCUCUUCGAUAUCGCAGCAACCUACCGACUGACAUCGCAACUCCCCCUCCUCUACGCCCCUGGGAACCUCUCCUUGUACGACUACGGGGCCGGGCAGGAGCCGACGAAGCUUCUAGUCUGGAUAGCUUCCAACUGCGCUCCAGCUAGAGUCGAGCUGGUGGAGGAGCUCAUGAGGGUGGUCGAAGUGCAUUCGUACGGACAGUGUCUGCAUAACAGAGACUUUCCGUCGGUGGAGAAGGUGUUCGGAUCUGAGAAGAUUCCUUUGUUAGCUCAGUACAAGUUUGUCUUGGCCAUGGAGAAUAGUUUCGUCGACGAUUACGUCACUGAAAAAUUCUAUCAGGCCCUGAUUGCAGGCUCAGUCCCUAUCUACCUUGGGGCCCCGAACAUUCAUGAGUUUGCACCUUCACCAAAUUCCUUCAUUGACAUGAGAAGCUUCGAGACCGUCUCACAGCUCGCCGAUUAUAUCCGCUACCUUGACUGGAAUGCUUCUGCAUACAAAGAGCUCCAUGCAUGGAGGAGGUAA
Molecule: messenger RNA, 1296 nt
Organism: Guillardia theta CCMP2712
Lineage: Eukaryota; Cryptophyceae; Pyrenomonadales; Geminigeraceae
Exons: 17
Coding region: 1-1296 (431 amino acids)
Cellular component (GO): membrane
Molecular function (GO): alpha-(1->3)-fucosyltransferase activity
Source: RefSeq, a predicted model, not a curated record